Scylla paramamosain (green mud crab) is the source of this 2040-nucleotide messenger RNA. RefSeq lists its product as uncharacterized. Lineage: Eukaryota; Metazoa; Arthropoda; Malacostraca; Decapoda; Portunidae. The record is from RefSeq and is a predicted model, not a curated record. The transcript is spliced from 9 exons. The coding region runs from base 1 to 2040 and encodes 679 amino acids.
AUGGAGUUGAGAGAAAUAAGGCAGGGUGAGGGAGGUGAGGUGAGGUGUGAGGAUGAAGGACAGGAGGAGGGGAGAAGUGUCCGGACGGGUCAGAGGAGUAAUAGAGGGGGAAAUGUGUGUGAGCAUGUUUCAAGGUCAGGUCAUGCUGAGAUGGGCGAGGAAAACAUGCAGAAAAUGCCAAAUAGUGAGCAUAUGUUUAGAACAGAAGAGUAUGAGAAGCUGACAGAUAUAACUAAGGAGAUAGUGGAACAGGAGAUAGAUAGGCUGAAAAAGUUCAAGACACCAGGACCAGAUGAAAUAUAUCCCAGAGUACUUAAGGAAUUCAAAGAGGCUAUUAGUGAACCGCAGAUUUGGGUGGAAUUUCGGAAUGCUGUGGCAGGCACCAACAGGUCAAGGUUUGAAGUACUUAGUUCAGGCGUUUUGCUGCUGAACAGGGGAGCAGUGGGCCUCUUUGUCUUGACUCCUGAUGGGAUAAUGGAUGAACUCAUCAAUACAGGGCUGCCUGAGGGAGAAUACUGGGACAUAGUGAGUGGAUGGAAUGACAAAUUGGUGGUACAAGCUGACGGCACAGCGUGGCUCACCAUCAACAACACUGAUGUCCCAUUUGUGGCCUUCUGCGUGGACUGUGGGCCUGAGAAGUUUUCCACAACUGAAGCCAGCACUUUGAAGACCACUCCUCUCUACUCCACCUCAGAAGAGAUGAUUUCUGAGACUUCAACUUCCACGAAUGAAAGACCUACAGAUUACUCCACCUUAGCCACAGAAACUACAGAAUACUCCACUGCAUCUGAUACAGCCACAAAUGAAACCGUCACAGGCGAUUACACUUCCUAUGGGCCUUCAUCUUACUAUUCUACGUCAUAUGAGCCUUCCUCAGACUAUCCCAGUUCAUAUAAAUCCAGCACAGAUUAUUCCACUACCCCAGACCAUUCUACUUCUUAUGAACCUUCCACACUCUAUUCUACUUCAUAUGAACCUUCCUCGGACUAUUCUUUUUCAUACGAACCUUCCUCGGACUAUUCUUCAUAUGAACCUUCCUCGGACUAUUCUUCUUCAUAUGAACCUUCCUCGGACUAUUCUUCUUCAUAUGAACGUUCCUCGGACUAUUCUUCUUCAUAUGAACCUUCCUCGGACUAUUCUUCUUCAUACGAACCUUCCUCGGACUAUUCUUCUUCAUAUGAACCUUCCUCGGACUAUUCUUCUUCAUAUGAACCUUCCUCGGACUAUUCUUCUUCAUACGAACCUUCCUCGGACUAUUCUUCUUCAUACGAACCUUCCUCGGACUAUUCUUCUUCAUAUGAACCUUCCUCGGACUAUUCUUCUUCGUAUGAGCCUUCCUCGGACUAUUCUUCGUCAAAUAAGCCCUCUACAGACUAUCCUAGUUCAUACAAAACCACUACAAAUUCUUUCUCCUCCUAUAGACCGUCCACUGUUUCUUCUACUUCUUACGAACCUUCCACAGACCAUUCCAUUUCUCAGCAACCUUCCACAAACUAUUCUACUUCCUAUGCAACUACCACACACUUUUUCCCCACAACUACAGAAUCCCCUUAUAAAUCAACUGUGAUCUUCAUGAAAAAGAAAGUAUAUGACAGCCAGUACGUGUUUUUAAGAGGUGGACUCAAUGAGGAAGACCAUCCAGGUAACUGGGGACUUAGAGGACACCUGAGUCUCUGCAGUGCGGUGGCGUCUCUUUCCUUCUCCGAGCCCAGUCAGUCCUGGGUGGUCGUGGUUCAUCUUCUGAGAAGACACAUAGUGUUGCAUGGCAGGAGAGACAAUAUUCUACGGAUAACCCAGAAGGACCCUGUGGAGGUGAAUGUGAGCUCCAAACUACACUACGCAGGAGGCAGGGUAGAGAGGCUGACCCAGCUCAUGCCAUGGAGGGACUGGCUGGCAGCAGGAGUGGCUAGCGACCUUAAUCCCCUACCUCUGCUGGAAGUGACAGUAGAUCCGACACGAAUUGGUGUGAGGACACGUAGUCCCACAAACAACGUCCACGGACGUGUUAGCCGUGGCCACAGUGUUGGGGGAUUUUCCUAG